UAUAAAUCAUAACGGUGACAAAAUGAACGGUAGAGUAGAUAGUCAUUAUUAAUUUAAUAUUAUACUUUGAAGAAACAAUAAUUAUGCUUAAACCACCACAGUUGGAACAAACAACUAACAAUAAUCGACGUCUGUGAAGUUCCCCUCUCCCACUACCGCCGAAUCGCUCCGAACAAAAUGUAAGUUAUAGGCCUUUAAUUAUUUCUAAUUUUUAAAUAAAAGUAAGUUCAUUUCCGGAAUUUGUAAAUAUUAACGCUACUUAAAUAUUAUUAGACGAAUUAGGUUUUUGGUGGCAGCCUCCCCCCAUCAAGGCCAAAUUGUAAAUUAUAACUCUUAAUUUUAAGUAACUCUCGACACUGUAAACACUGUAAACCAAAAUAAUUUUACGAUAUACCUAUCGCGGGCAAAUGUAUAAAAAUAGUAAAAAUAUAGACACGAUACCUAAACAUCGGGCAUUUUAGUUUCGUAAAAAUAAAACUAAUAUACUAAACGGCAUAAAAUAGUCUCUGAUCUUGACGAAGGCGAUUAACGCGACGAUACCUUAAGCCUUAAGGAAAACAAAACAAAAUGUUUUGCAAUUAUGUUUGUUUUUUUUUUUCCGUGAAAAAUUUUUCUACCAAAAAUUUUGCUCCGAUUUUCAAGUAUAGCACUUUUUCUGAAAUGAAAUCUGACUGGGUUAGUACUGUAGGGAAGUCAUUGAUUUUACCAGGAGUUUUCAUGAUAAAUGGGAAAAAAGAGAAAUUUUACGAAAUAUAUAUUAUUUUCAAAUCGCAAAUAUUGCGGCCUUUAAAGACAAAUAUAACCGAACUCUGCUCGGAAUCGUUUUUCGUUAGCAAUGAUUAAUCGUUGCGUACAGAUGUAAAUUAUUUCCACUCUACCUUCCCAACUUCUCGCCUAUAUAACAGUGGCCCACCCAUCGUGCGAAGCAUUUCCGUUUGUUUUUUAAUUUGAUAUAGUUACCGGUUCCUGACUUUUUUUUAUACACGCUUGACGUAUUUGGAAUCGAAGUAGUAGGUAAUCAAGAAACUCCGUAACUUCUUCCGUACAAACCGUCUUUAAAUAUUUCACUUCGUCGUAAACUUUAAUUAUUGGCAAAAAUGGCAACUCGUCAAACAUAUGAGUAGCGAAAAAUGACUUAAUGUAUGAUCUGCUUUAUGUUUGGCUCAUUGUCUUCCAACUUCUUGUAUCUUUAUCAUUUAUUGGGUACAUUUUUUUUCAAAAUGGGUGUUCUUUCUCUGUAUUUGUGUCUCAGGUAAUACUAGGUUACAGAGUUCUUUUAUCCACCAUUGUGUAGAUCAAAUUUUGCGAAAAAUUCACCAAUAGCUAGAAUGAUGUUCAUAGUCAAUAACAAUAAAUCACUCCCUACCAAGACCCCAUCAAUUUUUGUUUGUAAUUAAUAAUGUUGCUAUAUUAUUUAAUUAAUCUGUUAUAUUUCAUACAUAUAUAUAUAUAUGUAUACCUAUUGCCGAAUUCCGAAAAUUGAUAUAAAUAAAAUAUAAUAAAUACCAACAUGAUUUAAAUGAUAUAAAUUUGAUAAAUUUAUUACAAUUGACUACAAAAUCAGACUUAUAUAGGUAUCCGUGCGCAACAGGUAAUCAAGAUUUGUUUUAAGUGCUUAAGUACUUAAAACUAUUUACUAAAAGUCGACGAAUUUAAGUGGUUUUUCUAUAUUAUUAUUUAUAACGUUUAAUAUAAUUUAGACAUUAAGUUAAUAUUAACCAAGUUUUAUAAUAGGUCGUACCCGUAUAGAAACCAGCAAUGGAAAGAGAAAGAGUGGAGGUUAUUAGUCCAUGAACCUUCUUAUCAACAGACGGCACGGUGAUGAUAAUGUACACGACUACAAAUAGAACUACAGAAGUGGACGUACCGGCGUUCAUGACGAUUCUACGAUAUUAGUUCAUUAACAGACAACGGUGUACUUUUAAUAUUAUUGCUAUUGUACCUAUAACUCGAAAUGUUCAAUUCCAUAUUGAAACAGUUCGCCAUUUCCUGUACGAAACAGAUCACUGUACCAUUACAGUUCAGGUAAAUUAAACUUUUGGAGACAAUAACAGUGGGUGCCCCUGUUUUUAUUAUUUGUGAUUUUACCAGAUGUUUGUCUUUGAGCUCGGCCUCUUGCAAAGACAGUGGAAAAGACCAUCUGGAAAGUAACACUAAUGAAGGAUGGCUGAAAAAAUUACUCGUACGGCGAAUAGAACCAACCAAAGAACAACACUCCCGUAUGUUGUCAGAUAAAGAAGUAAUAUAUGAAUUACAAACACACAAUGUACGACCUGAUUCUAUUAAUGAAUAUAUAAAAAACUAGUAAGACAUACUAUUGCACCAGCUGUCCAGCUCAAAUAUGUAUGUUAAUCAUAUUUUGUUUUUAUAUUCAAGUGAACAACUAGUCCAGUUAUGUCAAGAAAUACCUGAUUUAAAAUAUGAACUAGUUGGUUCUUGGUCUGUACAUGUAGGUGAUCUAGAUCAAUAUGUACAUUUGUGGAAACAUCAAGGUGGUUAUGCAGCGAUUGAUAAAACUAAUAGUAUCCUCAAGGAUAACAAAGUUAGUUAUAAUUCAUUUAAGUACCAUAGAUUUAUUAUUAAUUGAUGUACUUAAUUAUUAUUCAAGGAACAUUCACAAUUACGCGUAGAGAGAGGUCGGUUUUUACGGUCGCGACAUUUACAAUAUAUGUUGGCUUUCAGCUUUUGGCCUUCUAUAGAAUUGAAAUCUGGUUCUAAUAUUUAUGAGAUUCGUAGUUAUAGUUUGAAACCAGGCACAAUGAUUGAAUGGGGAAAUAAUUGGGCACGGGCAAUCAAUCACAGACGUUCAAAUGAUGAACCGUUUGCAGGCUUCUUCUCCCAAGUUGGUCGUCUCUACAAUGUUCAUCAUUUUUGGUGUAAGUAUGCAAAGUUUAAAAUAUUUAAUAAAACAAAAUAUAACAAUUUAUGUAAUAUGAUUUAGGUUACAAGAAUUUGGAAGUGCGUACACAAACUAGAGAAGCAGCUUGGAUGUCCCCUGGUUGGGAUGAGUGUGUUGCUUACACAGUGCCACUAAUUAAAGAAAUGCAAUCAAAAAUAUUACAUCCCACUCCGUUUUCACCAACUCAGUAAUAUCUACCUAAUAUUUUCCUUGUUUUUUUUUUUUUUCUAAUAAUAUGUUAUUUUUAAAUAUUUGUUUGUGGUUUUAAUUUAAUUAUUUUCUGUUCUUAUAUUUUGUAAUUCCAAUAAAAUAAUUAUUUAUAUAUAGAGAGAGAUUUUGUUUCAAUUUUAGUUUUUAUAUUAUUUUUAUGACAACAGUGUCAAUUUUAGACAGGGUUUUCAUAAAAACUAUUCAUUUUAAUGGUACCAUAUUGAUUAAUAAAAUUAUUAUCAUUGAAUGAAACUGCAUUUAAUAUUUAUAGUGAAGAACGUUUUAAUAAUAGUAAACUAAUUAUGUUAAAUAUUUUAAUUAAAUAGUAUUUACAAAUAAAUAACUAUCAUGAAUUUUACCUUUGAUAAGAAAUUUAAUGUAAUAUUAGUAUGUCUUUUAUAUUAUUUUAUAAUAAACAGACAAAAUGUCUAGAAUAAAAAAUUCACAUUCUAUUGAGUAUUAUUUGUUUAUGAAAUAAUAUUUAUUAUUUACAAUAUGAUAAUUAUUUUAUAAUCAUUUGUAUCAUUAACUUAAACUAAUUCAAUAAACAAUAUAAAAACAUAUUAUACCUAUUGAUGGACUUCGAUGGAAAAUUUAUCAGUUUACAUAUAACAAAUUAAUUAAUUAUAUUAACAUUUUGUAAUCAUAUUUUUCUAAAUCGUCUGAUUAUUAAACAAAAAUAUUUUGAAAAUAAAAACAAUCAAAAAUUUAAUCAAGGCUUAGAAAUGGAAAUGAUAGUGUUAUUUCUAUAUAUUCAUUAAAGAAUAAAAUCUGUUCUUGUUUUACCAAUUUGUUUCUUGUGAAUGCUGAAUGAAAAUUACAUUUAAUACAUUUAAUUUAUUUAAAAUUGUGUAGACUAUGUGAUCUGAAGUGAUCUUGUAUAUUAACAUAAUUUUAACCCAACUAAAAAUUAAUGUUAAUAACUUAUUUUUUAAGUAUGUUAAAAUAUUUAUUGUUGAAUAUAUCAUUACUAUUAUUCAUUAAAUAAUCUUAAAAUUAUAAUAUUGAUCAUUUUAGGUUUAUUUUUAAGUUUAUCAUAUGUAUUUAAUAAUUGUAUACAUUUUCAAACUAUAUUUCAAUAACAAAACAGAAUAAUUAAGUAUUAAUUUAAAACAUUUAUUAUUAGACUUUACACUUAUUCUAAAUUAAGGAUAUAAUGUGUUUGCUAUUAGUUUAACACAAGUGUUGAUAACAGUUAUCAUAAUAAUUCUUAUUUUGGUCGAUCAUACUCUAAACUUAAAUAAUAUUCCUAUAUGAAUGUAAUUUUGUCUCAUAUUAUAUUACUACAUCACAAUAUUUAAACUACCUACUAAAAAUAAUUAUAUUGAUAACUGUUUAGUGUAGUAAAAGUUGUUAAUUUUUUAAUGUAAAGCAAUUUAAAAAUUGUCACUGUUUUCCUGUUGCCUUUUCAAUUAUUGGAAAAAAAAAAA
Messenger RNA from Cinara cedri, 4539 nucleotides. The record is from the annotation of a GenBank genome assembly. Lineage: Eukaryota; Metazoa; Arthropoda; Insecta; Hemiptera; Aphididae.